This is a messenger RNA of Saprolegnia parasitica CBS 223.65, 997 nucleotides long. RefSeq lists its product as hypothetical. The transcript has a single exon. Bases 158 to 919 code for a protein of 253 amino acids. The record is from RefSeq and is a predicted model, not a curated record. Lineage: Eukaryota; Oomycota; Saprolegniomycetes; Saprolegniales; Saprolegniaceae.
GGAAAAAAGAAAAGGCAAUUUCGGCCGUCGCUCGGCGCACCAGACCCAUUACUCGACAGCCGCAAAUUCUAUCCCAGGCGACGUCAACGAAUCAACUCGUUUGGUUUUUGACAUCGCAGACCAUUCUGUCUUUUACCUCGCCGAGCGCAAGCCAACGAUGACCCAGCACGCGCAACUCGCCACGCCAGUCCAGUCGAGCUCGGACCUUGGCGUCGCACCGCGCUCGGCCCUCGAGGUGUUCCAAUACUACUUUUCCGCGAGUCUCUACUGGAUCGGCGGCUGGUGCUUCCUUGCGGGCUCGAUUCUGUACUACCCGCGCUACUACACCCUCUACGACAUUGAAGGCCAUGGCGCGGUCAUUGGCGCGUGGCUCUUUGUCGUCGGGUGCUUCACGUUCCUCAUCGGCAGUUGCUGGGACGCGAUCUGCGCCAAGGCGUGCGAAGGCACCUCGAGCCUCCGGUUCUACCCGCUCGUCUGCUCGCUUUGGAACGUCGUCGGCUCGGUGCAGUUUGUUAUUGGCGGCUUUUACUUUGUCCCGGUGGUCUACGCGACCGCGCCGUCGGCCGGCUGCUUCCUCUUCAUCACGGGCUGCUCGUGCUUCUUGAUCGCGCUGGCGAUUGACCUUGCGCGCAUGUUCCAAGCCGGCUCGAUCCGCGGCCAAGCGUGGUGGUACAUUGCGGCUGUCUUCAACGUCCUCGGCAACAUUCUCUUUAUCGUUGGCAGCUACUACUUUCUGCCCGAAUUCCUCACGCCGACCGACGACUCGGAAGAAGCGCUGGCGAUUGCGACCGACAACUCGGUCUUUGCCAUCAACAACUUUGUCGUCGGGUCCAUUGCUUUUGUCCUCGCCCCCACGGCCCAGCUCCUCGCGCAAUACCUGGAGCCGGUCGCCGAGAGCAACGACAAGGUGAUUGUCUAAGCCCGCGGCAGCUCGUUGGUCGUGUCAUGUUAAUAUCGCGUUAGAAUAUAUAUAUACCUAUGGUACUAUGAAGCUAGA